CACACACAGACUUUCUCCCCUUCGCACACUCGCACACACACACUUCUAAACACCAAUAGAGAGCUCCCCUCCAUCCAGCUGGCUCUAACGGGGAGAUAUUCAGCGCUCCUCGUCGCCAGACAGAACGGUAAUAUAUGACCCUCGCUGCUGCCCGGCACACACACGGACACACACACACACACACACACACACACGGACACACACACACACACACACGGACACACGCACACACACGGACACACGCACACUGUUAAAACACUGAAGGAGUUCUGGAGAGCAGCAGCGGGGCUUGUGGUCACAUCCCUCUCAUCGAUCUCCUGGCCGCUCGCUGCCGUGUUUCCCUUGGAGCGCCGGGCGACCCAAAUGACAGCCCGCUGGCCGCCGCAUCUGUUGACGAUCCGGAGCCGCGGCGCGGCGCCAGGAUGACGAGGCAACGCGGGGACGGCGAAUGAGGGACGUGAGAAAAAAGGCAAAAAAAAGAAGCAGCGGGACAAACUUCAAACCAUCUCAGCAGCCCGGAGCGUAGCCCACGCUCGUUACCGGCCGUCAAGGAGAGCUCGGUGCUGGAGCGGCGAGGAGCCUGCAGGUACCUCAGGCACACGUCUGUCCGCCCGCCUCACGUCCGUCUGUCUUCUGUUAUGCCUUCUCCCUGCGUCGCGCCAGCAGCACCGUUUCCCCGGGGAGAGAGAGACGGAGAACUGUGAUUUAUGUCGACGGCAGGAAUGACUCGGGCGAGACGUUGCGCCCCGUGGCUCUCGGCGUUCCUCUGCGCGUCUGUCGCUCUGUGUUUAGGUGCCCUGGGAGCGGAGAGGGAGGCCGGGGCGCGGGUCACCUGCCGCCAGCCCUGUGAGGAGUUCCUGGGCGUCCUGACGGAGAUCCAGGGCCUGCGCCUGGUCACCAGCAACCUGCUGGAGGACCUGCAGAAAGUGGUCUACGAGAACGAGGAGAUGCGUCUGGCGUUGGCGGAGAUGGAUCGGAACGCCACGGACCGCGAUGCCAUGCGGGGCGGCAACGCCGUGGGGUACAGGGACAAGGGGGGAGGGGGAGAUGGGGAUCGGGAGGAGGGGGACGGGGGAGGGGAGGGCGAUGGGGGAGACGGCACCCGGCUACCGGACAGCGGCCGCGACCGCACCAGGUUACCGGACAGCCACCGCAACCGCGCCCGGUUACCGGACAGCCACCGCGUCCGCGCCCGGUUACCGGACAGCGACCAAGACGGCGCCCGGUUACCGGACAGUGACCGCGACGGCGCCCGGUUACCAGACAGCGACCGCGACGGCGCCCGGUUACCAGACAGCGACGGCGCCCGGUUACCAGACAGCGACGGCGCCCGGUUACCGGACAGUGACCGCGACGGCGCCCGGUUACCGGACAGUGACCGCGACGGCGCCCGGUUACCAGACAGCGACCGCGACGGCGCCCGGUUACUGGACAGCGACCGCGACGGCGCCCGGUUACCGGACAGCGACCGCGACGGCGCCCGGUUACCGGACAGCGACCGCGACGGGGAGAUGUGGUGCGUGCAAGACGGACGGAUGUACGACCACCGGGAGGACUGGCAGCUGGACAGCUGUACUUCCUGUUCCUGUCAGGGUGGACAGGUGGUGUGUCGCCAGAAGUCCUGCCCCCCUGCCUACUGCGCCACCCCCACCUUCAUGGAGGAAGAGUGCUGCCCCGUGUGUCUAUCCAAAGAGGACGGCUGGUCCCCGUGGACCGAGUGGACCGAGUGCUCCGUGACGUGCGGCCGCGGCGGCCAGCAGAGGGGGCGGUCCUGCGAUGACGUCAGAGCGUCCUGCGCCGGCCCCUCGGUCCAAACCCGCAGCUGCAUGCUGGCCAAGUGCGACCGCAAAGGGCGGCUGGACGGGCUCUGGGGGACGUGGUCGCCCUGGUCCACGUGCACCGCCGCGUGCGGGGAGGGGAACAUGACGCGGGUACGACUCUGCAACAACCCGGGGCCCCAGCGGGGGGGGCGGGGCUGUGCGGGCUCCGCCAGGGAGACGCAGCCGUGCGGGAAACCCCAGUGUCCGGUCGCGGGGGGCUGGUCCUCUUGGUCGGAGUGGUCCUCGUGCUCUCAGUCGUGUGGCGGGGGUCUGACCACGCGCGUGCGAGACUGCUCUAGCCCCGCCCCCCAGCACGGGGGCAGGGUGUGCUGGGGGGACGCGGUGGACUACUCCAUGUGCAGCCGGACGGCCUGCCCUGCAGAUAUGUGCCAGUUGUUACGUCCCUGUUUCCCGGGCGUUGAGUGCACGUCCCACGCUGACGGGUCCUGGGACUGUGGCCGCUGUCCUCCUGGUUUACAUGGCAACGGCUCCAACUGUGAGGACGAGGACGAGUGUCAAGUGCAGGGCGUGUGUGUGACGGAGUGCGUGAACACCGACCCCGGGUUCUACUGCCUGCCCUGCCCUCCCUGGUACCGAGGCAGUCAGCCCUACGGCCUGGGCAUGCAGGCCGCCCUGGAGACCAGACAGGUAUGCGAGCCGUACAACCCCUGCAAGGACAACACCCACACCUGCCACCCCCACGCCCUCUGCCGCUACCUGGGCCUGGCCUCCGAGGUGCUGUACCGCUGCCGCUGCGUGGUGGGCUACGCCGGAGACGGCUUCCUGUGCGCCGAGGACUCAGACCUGGACGGCUGGCCCAAUCACGGCCUGACGUGCGAACGGAACGCCACCUACCACUGUCAGAGGGACAACUGCCCCGGGCUUCCCAACUCGGGACAGGAGGACCUGGACAAUGACGGGGUGGGGGACGCCUGUGACCCUGACGACGACAACGACGGCAUCGUUGAUGAGAGGGACAACUGCCCCCUGGUGUACAACCCCCGCCAGGCCGACUCGGACCGGGACGGCGUGGGCGACCGCUGCGACAACUGUCCGUUCGACGACAACCCGCUGCAGACGGACACGGACGACAACGGGGAGGGGGACGCCUGCAGCAUCGACAAGGACGGAGACGAGGUGCUGAACGACCGGGACAACUGUCCCCUGGUCUACAACACGGACCAGAGAGACACGGAUAUGGACGGGGUGGGAGACCAGUGUGACAACUGUCCCCUGCUCAACAACCCGCGACAGAUGGACUCGGACAGCGACCUCGUCGGGGACCUGUGCGACGACAACGAGGACAUCGACGAGGACGGCCACCAGAACUCCCUGGACAACUGUCCCUACGUCGCCAACAGCAACCAGGCCGACCACGAUCGCGACGGCCGCGGCGACGCCUGUGACCACGACGACGACAACGACGGUAUCCCUGACGACCGCGACAACUGCCGGCUGGUCCCCAACCGCGACCAGCUGGACUCUGACGGUGAUGGCUGCGGGGACGCGUGCCGCGAUGACUUCGACAACGACAGCGUUCCAGACGCGCUGGACCCCUGCCCGGAGAACAGCAACAUCCAGGUCACCGACUUCAGGCGCUUCCAGGUGGUUCUGCUGGACCCCAGCGGCACCACGCAGUCCGACCCGCUCUGGGUGGUCCGCAGCCAGGGCACCGAGCUGCUGCAGACUGCCAACUCCGACCCCGGCAUCGCUAUCGGUUUCGACAAGUUCAGUUCGGUGGACUUCAGCGCCACGUUUUACGUGAACACCAACCGGGACGACGACUACGCUGGCAUCGUGUUCGCCUACCAGUCCAGCCGUCGCUUCUACGUGGUCAUGUGGAAACAGGUGUCCCAGGCCUACUGGGAGACCAAGCCGUCCCGGGCCUUCGGGGAGGCGGGGGUCUCCAUCAAGCUGGUCAACUCCACCAUGGGGCCCGGGGAGUACCUCCGCAAUGCCCUGUGGCACACCGGGAACACCAGGAACCAGGUCAAAACACUGUGGCAUGACCCCAACAACAUUGGAUGGAAAGACUUCACGGCCUACCGCAUGCACCUUAUCCACAGACCCAAGACUGGUUUCAUCAGGGUGGUGGUGUACGAGGGCCGGGACAUCAUGGCGGACUCGGGGCCCGUGUACGACCACACGCUGGCCGGGGGCCGGCUGGGGCUCUUCGUCUUCUCCCAGGAGCACGUCAUCUUCUCCGACCUCCGAUACGAGUGCAGAGAUAUCUGAGUUUUUGCUGGGAAAGUCUCAAAAGCUCCAGGCAGAGAUGUAGGAAAAUAUAACUAAUUGAGAGUGAACUGAGAGUGAAUACCAAGAAGGAGAGAAAAUAAGACAGGGAGAGAGAAUGUACUUAAAUGACUCUGGAGGGAAAGAUAAAAGGGGAGGUAAGGUCACUAAAAACUGGGCGAUCACGACUGACUUAAUGGUUUGGUCUCUCGACGUCCGCCUCACAGCAUGGUGACCUUGUUGAGGCGGCCUUAACAAUCUGAAACUGUUCCUUUUUGUACUCUUACAAUGGCUUUUUAUUUGCAUUUCAAGGCAUUCAAAUAAUCUAGAUAUGCAGUUAUUACUCAACUUUUAAAUGGAACCGCUGAAAUAACGACAUCCAAAAUUCUUAUGACCAAACUUUAUUUUGCCUGCUUACCUUCCUAAUAUCAUGAUCAUGUUUUUAAUGUUAAUGUUCCUUGACAGGUCAGUGCUCGAUAGUUAUUGAAAGCCCCCUGAAGCCAGUCAGAAGAACUAGACACACUACUCCCCUCUAGUGGCGAUGUUUGUUAAUACACGAUGAAAGACGAACUCAUGGAUGACCUUCGUUUGUAAAUCCGAAAUUACAUUUGCAUUACAUUAUUAAUUAUAUCUACAUGAUAACCAUUUGCACUCGUGUAAAUGUUUCACCCCUGUGAACACCAAUAUGCUCUUCUCUUAGUCAUACAGGGAGAACUUACAAUUCUAACUUUAAAAGUAUUAAAAACAUUUAAUAAAAAAUAUAGAUAUUUGUU
This is a messenger RNA of Gadus morhua (Atlantic cod), 4825 nucleotides long. Its product is annotated as thrombospondin-2. Gene Ontology annotation, cellular component: extracellular region. Gene Ontology annotation, biological process: cell adhesion; negative regulation of angiogenesis. NCBI's taxonomy places the organism in Eukaryota, Metazoa, Chordata, Actinopteri, Gadiformes, Gadidae. The record is from RefSeq and is a predicted model, not a curated record. The transcript has 20 exons. Gene Ontology annotation, molecular function: protein binding; calcium ion binding. Bases 708 to 4055 code for a protein of 1115 amino acids.